GAAGAGGAUCGAGACGAUGAGCCGGGCUCGACCCAGUCAGGCAUGCGGAAGACGUGCGGAUGCCAGUCAUCGCUUGGGGCGCCAUUGUCGGCCAUUGUCUCGACGACAGAAGUGGUGCGAAUUGCAGUCUCGAAGGGGGCACCGAGCAUCUGUUGACAGAAUAUGGGCAAAGCCUCAAAGAAGAUAUCGUCGAUCGAUCUUGGUGCCGGAUCGCGAGGACUCUGGUCGUCCUCGAUUGAUUUGCGUGGGUGUUGGACCUUUACACUGGACUAUCCGGGGGGAAAUCACGAGGCGACGACAACAGCAACGGCCAAAUCGAUCCAGCUGGGUCGUGUUUUUGGCCUUGUUGCCUCUGAGAUCGUCACGCCCAAAUCUAUGCCCUCUUGUCACACUUAUCCAGAGAGGAGAGAUCCAGGGGUUCCGACGAGUAACCAGUCACACGACACAAGGCCACUGUGGUGACGGGAGGGAUUUUCGUCGAGGAUUCGCAGGUUGGUGGACGCGUGCGAAUACACUGUCCCCUUGUCGACAAGGAAAGGACGAGGUUGACAGGACUGAGAGCCUUGCGGAGAAGGGCAGGAUCGCGUGUGGACGUGGGGUGGAAAAGACUGCAAGCGGAUGAGCGAAGAAAAUGAGGAGGGAAAGGCAAAACUUGGUGCAGCUGACGAUACGAAAUGGCGGGCAAACAGGC
Messenger RNA from Cryphonectria parasitica EP155, 691 nucleotides. RefSeq lists its product as uncharacterized. The transcript has 2 exons. The record is from RefSeq and is a predicted model, not a curated record. NCBI's taxonomy places the organism in Eukaryota, Fungi, Ascomycota, Sordariomycetes, Diaporthales, Cryphonectriaceae. Bases 17 to 622 code for a protein of 201 amino acids.